Messenger RNA from Dissoconium aciculare CBS 342.82, 1314 nucleotides. RefSeq names its product putative dimeric dihydrodiol dehydrogenase. The transcript has 3 exons. Lineage: Eukaryota; Fungi; Ascomycota; Dothideomycetes; Mycosphaerellales; Dissoconiaceae. Gene Ontology annotation, molecular function: nucleotide binding. The record is from RefSeq and is a predicted model, not a curated record. The coding region runs from base 1 to 1314 and encodes 437 amino acids.
AUGCCUUUCCAGUCGGCUCGAAGACUGUACAAUAUUUUCGUCGGUGCGCCUGCUAUUUCCAAGUCCGAUGAAGCAAUCAAAAUCGGUCUCAUUGGAUGUUCCAACAUCGCACCCCAGGCUGUAAUUCUACCAUGUAGAUCCCACGCAGAAGCCGUCGUUUGGGCUGUCGCAGCUCGUGAUCGGAGCAGAGCUGCAGAAUUCGCCAAAAAAUGGGACAUCCCGCAUGUUCAUGCAUCCUACGAAGAUCUGAUCAAAGACCCGCAAGUCGACUGCGUUUACAUCUCCUUGCCAAAUGCUCUACAUUUCCAGUGGGCGCUCCGGGCUAUUGAGCACGGCAAACAUGUCCUCCUCGAGAAGCCUGCGACAUCAAAUGCCACAGAGAUGGAAACUCUGGCUGCCAGUCCCGCUCUCCAGGUCCCAGAUGCGCCGAUCCUGCUGGAAGCCUGGCAUAAUCGCUUUCACCCCGCCUGGCAGACUUUCCUGUCCCUUUCUCGAGAACAUCCCCAUGCGGGACCUAUCAGCAAGGUACAUUGUCAGACGUACGCAUGGAAAGGAUUUGUACCUGCGACCGACAUCCGGCUCAAUUAUGAGCUGUCAGGAGGUUGUCUGAUGGACUUCGCAGUGUACAAUAUGGUUUGUAUCCAGGAUGUCUUGGAGGAUUCAAGGCCGAAGGUGGAUGAUGUGCGGUUCAGACUGUGGGACGACCCCGUGUCGAAGAGCCAGGGCGGCCCGUCGGGGCAGAUCGACAUCGCGGUCGAGUGUACGCUCACCAACAAGUCGGGUGUGACAGCGACGCUGACAUCGGACAUGAGCAAGGUGGGCGACUGGCCCAUUGUCCCGCGCGACUGGUCCAAGACCUGGCCGAGUGCGGGCUGGCCGAAAUGUGUUGUGGAGUGCGAUCCCAUCGGAGUAAAGGACUCCUCACCGACCAUUGAGGGAAGCAAACACACGUUACAACGAACAUUGACCUUAUGGAAUCCUGUCCUCAUGCAUCUAUGGCACUCCAUCGACAUUGUCGAUGUCCAUGCACGACAGACUUCUGACGGCGAGACGACGACGUGGACGGAGAAGCAGACUAUCAAAGCUUAUAGCUGGCGAGACGUGAACAAGAAUCUUCCAGGAGAAUUCUGGUGGUCUACGUACAGAUAUCAGCUCGAGGAAUUGGUCAAUCGCAUCAAAGGCCGCGAGGGCUCAGGCGUGUGGAUGAGCCUCGAGGAUAGUGUUGGACAGAUGGAGACGGUGGAUAAAAUUUAUGUAAGCGGAGGGCUGAACAUCAGGCCGACAAGUUCACUGGCAGGAAACCUUCGAGCAUGA